GAAAAGGGCUCUACUGGACUGGGCCGGUGUCUCUGGUAGGGAGGGAGGGAGGGAGGAAGAGACACAGAGAGAGAGAGAGAUAGAGAAGGAGGAGAGAGUGUGGGGAACUGCAUAUUGCCCCUUCUCCACAUGCCUGCCCUCUUUGGUUGUGCUGCCCUCAUAACACCUCUACAAUCGAUCCACCUUCCCUCCCCUUCUCCUCUCCUCUCUUCUUCUCCUCUCUUCUACUCUCCUGCCACCCCCUCUUCCUUGGCUACGCUUCAGUCUUGAGACGUCGAGACCCGCACUCGCUACUCGCUACCUGCCUGCCUGCCUCCCUCCCUCCCUCCCUCCCAAUGCAGUCCAAUGAAUGUUCGGACUAAAUUAGUGAAUAGCACUGCAAGUCCGUCUACGAGCUCCGGCCGAGCAAUCGAAUUUCUUCUGCCAAUUGCUCGCUGUUCCCCGUCGCUCAUGCAUUCCUGCGCUGCGGCAGAAGCAGACACGUAGAAGCGAGCCAACCAGAGAAGCAGCAGACGAGAGUUGCACGAGUGCUAGUCUGCGACAGACGCAGACUCAGAGAGAGAGGGAGAGAGAGAGAGAGGGGGGGUUUAAGUGAAUAGUACAUGUCACAGAGACGCGUGGGUGCGGAAGCUGAGAAUUUGGGGCCUUCUUCGUCGAGGGAAAGAAGAAGAAGAAGAAGAAGCAGCAGCAGCGAGCGUGGAGCUAAGGGAAAGGAACUCUGGAGCUUGACAAGGAGACGACAGACUGUCCGAGAAGCGGGCGGCGGAGGAGGAGGAGUAGGAUAUGGCACCGAUGUGCAAGUUUCUGAAAGCACUUUUCCUGGGAAUGGUGUUUCGAAGCAAGUGGCGUCGUUCGUCCAAGUCCAGGGGCCGGAACCGCAAGGGAGGGCAAAUAUUCUCUGUGGGCGACUACAGUCAGGACUUGAGCCGAUUCCCCGCAGAUGACAAGAUUUACGAUGAUGACAUUUUCGGCGUUCUCGGUACGGUUGGCACGAUCGGCACCGUGUUCUGGGGCCAACUGGCUGACGGAUCCGAGAUUGCAGUCAAGAGGUUGGACACGAGCAAAAUGAAAGGCGUGAAGGAAUUCUCGGCGCAAGCCAAAUUGCUGGGAAGCAUCCGGCACAAAAACAUUCUGACUCUGCGAGGCUAUUGCGCCGAGGGCAAAGAGCGGCUCCUCGUGUACGACUACAUGAUCAAUCUGAGCUUGCACACGCACCUGCACGGCUCCUUGUCCUCGAGCCUCGUCUUGGAUUGGUCCAGACGCAUGACCAUCGCCAUCGGUGCUGCCGAUGGUCUCAUGCACCUGCACCACAAAACGAGCCCGCCGACGGUGCACGGAGACAUCAAGUCCAACAACAUUCUGCUGGAUAAGAACUUCGAGGCGAAGUGGGCGGACUUCGGGCUCAUCAAGCUGAUGCAGGAGGCGUGGCUGAUGAAAGGCGGCAGCGAGGGCAUGGCGACGUACUUCGCGCCCGAGUACUCCAAGGGCUCGGCGCGGUCGCUGAGCGGCGACGUGUUCGGGUUCGGCAUUCUGCUGCUGGAGCUGAUCAGCGGCAAGAAGCCAUUGGAGAAGAUGGGCCACGACAAGAAGUCCAUGUGGGAGUGGGCCGAGCCCAUCAUCGCGCAGGGCCGCUUCAACGAGCUCGUGGACCCCAGGCUCAAGGGCCACUACACUCGCGACGAGCUCAACCUCGUCGUCUAUGUCGCCACCAUGUGCGCCCAGUCCGUGCCCGGCAGCCGCCUCACCAUGGUCGAGGCCGUGGACUUGCUCCGCUGCGGCAAUGUGUGCCGCGACCGCGGCGACGACGAGUCCUACAGCGAUUACGACAUGGAGCCUUGAUCAGAUCGCAUCAGAUCGGGUCUGCGCUUUCUCUGCAUGCCUACUUCUCUGCGAGUCAGUUCCUCGAUCGAGCCCUUCGAAAUUCGAAGCUCUGACGGUGGACUCGAUCGUCUCGACGUCGGUCCACAGAAAUCGAAGAAUCGAUGAAGAGAAUGGAAUGGAAAGGAAAGGAAAGGAAAGAAGGAUGAUGAUGGAAACGUGUGUUUAUUGGUGCCACGACAUAUAGAGAGCAGAAGAAGGAUGAUGAUGAUGAGAUUCAAUGUGGGUGGAUUCGUGGAGCGAACAGAACUUCCUUGUACAUAAAUCACAACCGACAGCUGAAAUUGUGCGUUGUUACUCCCAGCAGCAUCGUGCUCGGCCAGGCCAGGCCAGGCCAGGCCAAGGACGUGGCCGAGCACGUUGGAGAAGGAGAAGUGAUUCCGGAGGGAGCGAGCGAGAGAGGAGAAGUUACGUGUAGAUAGCCAGAACGGCGGACCGUCGACGCGCAAAGCAUGGAUUUCAGGAUGACAGUCUAUGAAGUGAUAGUAGGAAGUUCAGUUCAGGUCAGGUCAGUUCAGGUCAGGUCAGGUCGUAGAUCUAUGAGCAUCUUGAGCUGAUGGAUCAUGGAUGGGAUGGGAUGGGAUGGCUUUGCGAGUGGAUUUCAGGACGAAAGUCUAUGACGUGAUAGUGAUAGUGAUAGUGACAGUAGGAAGUUCAGUUCAGCUCAGCUCAGUGCAGGUCGUACGAGAUUUGAGCGUCUUCGGCUUCAGAUGGAUCGUGGAUGGAUUUGUGAGUGGAAGGAUCAGUUUUGUGAGUUGGGUUUAAUUUCGUAUUUUGGAACGAUCUGGAUCCAUGUAGAGGGCAGAGGCCUAAUUCUGGUUCCGGAAGAUGAAGCUACGCCUCAUCUGAUUCACUGAUUCACAACGCAGGCAUGACCCCUUCUCAUGGACUUCGUCCCAGACAAUGUAUCAUAUCUUCUCCAUAGCUUGAGGCUAUAAUGAAAGCUUCUCAGCAGAGUCCGAAGAGCGGCCAAACGGUCCCGAUUCUC
Molecule: messenger RNA, 2866 nt
Organism: Marchantia polymorpha subsp. ruderalis
Lineage: Eukaryota; Viridiplantae; Streptophyta; Marchantiopsida; Marchantiales; Marchantiaceae
Source: the annotation of a GenBank genome assembly